AUGGAUAAUUAAAAUUCAUAGCCCUCUACUAUUUUAUUUUAAGAAGCUAUUGAUUUCUUAGUUAAAAUAUUCUAGAUAUUUAAAUUUCCAUAAAUCAAAAUCUGUUUCAACGGAGGUAAGGAUGCGACAGUGGUUCUCUACUUAGCGAAGAUGGCUUUAGAGAAAUUAUAAAUAUCUAGAGAAAUUGAAUGUAUAUAUUUUAAAGAAAAGUAACCAUUCCCUGAGAUCAUAGAAUUUAUGGAAUAAUAAAAAAAGGCCUUGAACUUAUAAAUUGUGGAAUGUAAAGGGUGUGUUAAGGAGAAUCUCCAAAAUUAAGUAUAAUUACAAGCUGUGAUAAUGGGAACACGAAGAAGUGAUCCCCAUGGAAAAACCCUUAAUUUAAUUUCAAUAACAGAUAAUAAUUACCCAAGUCUUUUACGCAUCAAUCCUAUUUUAGAAUGGAAUUAUUCUUAAAUUUGGGAAUUUAUUAGAACUUUUAACAUACCUUAUUGUUCACUCUAUGAUUAAGGGUAUAUGUGUUUAGGUGAGGUUGGUAAAACUUAACCAGAUAAAAAUUAUAAAAUAGGCAUGAAACCUUGGGAGUUUGAUCCUUAAUUUGAAAGAUAAAACAGAGAAUGA
Molecule: messenger RNA, 618 nt
Organism: Paramecium tetraurelia
Lineage: Eukaryota; Ciliophora; Oligohymenophorea; Peniculida; Parameciidae
Exons: 1
Biological process (GO): FAD biosynthetic process
Molecular function (GO): FMN adenylyltransferase activity
Source: RefSeq, a predicted model, not a curated record